UCAUGUGGUGCAGUUUUCUACCACUGCUGUUUUAUAGCAACGUUAUCAGCACUUGGUCUUGAAAGAAGUAGAAACAUCGAUUAAGCCAAGACUAUGGAAGAAGUUGGUCAGCCGGGGCCCGGACAUUUAAACAGCAGCACAACUAAGAAGAGGGAAGACUACCUGGAAUGGCCUGAAUACUUUAUGGCUGUAGCCUUUCUCUCAGCCCAAAGAAGCAAAGACCCAAGCUCACAGGUGGGGGCGUGUAUAGUGAACCAGGAGAAUAAGAUUGUUGGCAUUGGGUACAAUGGUAUGCCCAAUGGCUGUGAUGAUGACCAGCUGCCAUGGUCCAGGACUGCUGACAACCGGCUUGACACUAAAUACCCUUAUGUGUGCCAUGCAGAGCUGAAUGCCAUUAUGAACAAGAACAGCGCUGAUGUGAAAGGCUGCACCAUAUAUGUGGCUUUGUUCCCCUGCAACGAGUGUGCCAAGCUCAUCAUCCAGGCCGGCAUUAAGGACGUGGUCUUUCUUUCUGAUAAAUACCAUGACUCACCAGAGAUGGUCGCUUCCAGAACAUUGCUUAGUAUGGCAGGUAUACAAUGCAGGCAGUUCAAACCCAAGAGGACUGAGAUUGUCAUUGAUUUUAAUUCCAUUAACCAUGCUGGAAUGCUGAACAGCGCGACAAAGUGAAAAUGCAAACCGCUCACCUUGGGGAGCUGCUGAAUGAGGCGGGGACAUAGAGGGAGACUGACAAGAUUGAAAGAGACUUUGAUGCCUCUUUUCUGUAUGUCUUCCUGCCCCCCGCUUUGUCCAAAGGAAAACUCAAGGAUACCUUGACUUUGGCAUCUUUUGAUAUUUUGAUUAACUGGAUGUUGAAGAUGGUGUAAUUUGAUGCUUCACCCUUUGUGGAUGGCUGUGACAGAAGGUCUGUCAGUGCCGCAUUUUUUGUAAUUUUAUUUUUUUUAACUCCCUUUGUGUUUUGUCGUACACAUAGACUCUGAAUCAGAUCCUCUCAUGGAUCUGCACAGGGGGCACCUUGACAUUCAGUUCAUUUGACCUUCUACUUUCACACUAGACGCUGGACUUAGCAACUGUCAAAGGCUAAAAACUUCUGUCCUACUGUUUGUUGUAGUUUAUAUUUUGACUCUCUUUGAUCAUUUAAAUGGGCAUCUAACAUUGAACUUGCAGUAAAAUUGAAAAAUUUUCUUACUUUAACAAACAUAUGACAAUUAUUAUAAUUUUUUUGGUAUUAAACAAUUACAGCUCCUGGCAUUGAUAGUUCACUUAUGACUAAGACCAAUGUUUUAAAUAACAAAAUAACAGUAAUCUGGCAGAUUAAAGGAUCAAUAGAGAUGCUUUAUGAAUGUUUCAAUUAUUCCAACAUUGCUGCUGUCCUUCACUUCUCUUUACACACUAUGGUUAUGUUACUGUAAGCAUAUGGGAUCUGAGUUUUAAUGACCAUUUUAACAUUGUUUUCUGAUAAUGUUGCUGUCUUCACUUUGUGACAAAUCUUCUGUAAUGCAUUAUUGAAAAAUGUAUUUCUGUAUUCAGUUAUAGUAAUAAGGCAGCAAAUGCUCUUACUUGGGUUUUAUUAUUCAUUUGAUUGUAUGGAAAGGCUUUUAAAAACAAGUUUUAUCUUUGGAUCGUAAUACCACAUUGUUUUCAAGACUACCUGCUAUUUGGAUGAACAAUAUUUUAUGUUGCUGUUAUACGACCAUGCUGUUACAAUAAGCUAAUAAUUUCUUCAUAACAUGUCUGUAUGUUUACUACAUGUAUGUACAUGUUUGCUUUCACAUAGGUGACCGGGGAAACAAUUCUCAGUUCUGCGUCUUCAGCCAUGUCGUCUGUCCGUGCAGCUGAAGUCAAUAAAUGUUUGGACUGCA
This is a messenger RNA of Centropristis striata (black sea bass), 1862 nucleotides long. It is a transcript of the gene dctd, whose product is annotated as dCMP deaminase. Gene Ontology annotation, molecular function: dCMP deaminase activity; zinc ion binding. Gene Ontology annotation, biological process: dUMP biosynthetic process; dTMP biosynthetic process. The transcript has 6 exons. Gene Ontology annotation, cellular component: cytoplasm. The coding region runs from base 94 to 669 and encodes 191 amino acids. Lineage: Eukaryota; Metazoa; Chordata; Actinopteri; Perciformes; Serranidae. The record is from RefSeq and is a predicted model, not a curated record.